Molecule: messenger RNA, 4165 nt
Organism: Spirodela intermedia
Lineage: Eukaryota; Viridiplantae; Streptophyta; Magnoliopsida; Alismatales; Araceae
Source: the annotation of a GenBank genome assembly
AUGGCUGCCGUGGCUGUGGCAGCGGCUUCCCUGUCCCCCGAGGCAGAGAAACUGUCUAAGCUCCAGGAGAAAGUCGCAGACCUCGACCAGAUCAGGUCAGAAAGCGCCUUCUGUACCGUAAUGUGGACGGAUCUAUUGUUUAUCCUUUUCUCCCUAGAUGCAUGCUCUCAGAUCCGGCUCGAUUCGAAAUCUCUUGCAGUGAGAACGAAAAGGUCGGAUUCAUCAGCCUCGUUACGAGAUACCUGAGGUAGGUUCGAAUCCUUUGUGGUUUUAUUUUUCAGUAAUUGACGUUGGCUCGAGGCGUAUUUAUUUGUGGAGGCACUUCAAGACGUUGGUAUCUUCUUCUGAUUACGCCAGCAAUCCUCUUGUUCUUCCGUUUCUCCUAUUUUUUAGUGGAGAAGCACAGGAGAUCGAAUGGAGCAAGAUCCAGACACCGACAGAAGAAGUGGUCGUGCCUUAUGACAGCUUGCGACCUCCUCCAGAAGGUACCUAUCACUCUACUUGGUUAUCCAGGAUCACUUUUUGGAGAUUGGUUUUUGACUGUGCUGGAUCCAUUUAGAUAUUGAAUCAACGAAGCAGCUUCUUGACAAGCUCGUCGUCCUGAAGCUCAAUGGAGGUUUGGGAACGACGAUGGGCUGCACUGGCCCAAAGUGAGAUUCAUUGUCUUUCCUCUGUGAUGUUUUUCUCUUCUUUUUCUGGGAGAAUUUGGUUGAUUGAGGAAUCGAAACAAUUAUCUGUGUUGCUUUACAGUAGCACAUCGUCUUGUUAUUCCAUUGUGCUCUUGUCUCUCUAAGUUCCGUGAUAAUGCUCUCGGGCUUUGCAUUAGUUGCACACUUGAUCUUCUUGAACGUCAGAGGCAGUGCUUAUUAGUACGUUAUACUCGCUGGGGGCUGACUGCACAUGCUCAAGAAUACAUAGGAAAAAUGUUCUUCUAGUUGAAAGAUUUUUAUCAGCCUUGCAGGUUCGGACAACCUGUCUUGUGAUUUAAGUUUAUGGUUCAAUCCUCCACUUGCAAAACAGAACCUCAUUGUUAUUUUCCACAUCACAGCCGACAACUUGUAGAAGUCAAUGCGAAUGAAUUUGCAUGUAAAACAGAUGACAGAUUUCAAUAUCUAUAUUCAGAGACAGUUGCAAAUGGGAAAAUUAAAAUGAGUUUCUCGUGUUCCCUGUCUACCUAUUAUUCGUGCUGGAUAAGACACAUGGCAGAAAACAUGUUUCUUAAAGGAAGGGAAGAAGGGGUACACCAUUCAUGUCUGUCGGAUCUCAGUGUCCAUUGUCAUCUUCAUGGUUUAUGGAUUAUUAUAUGGCGAAGUUGAUUGAACUGAUGCCUAUGGAACCUUCAAGUUUAUUUUUUUCUGGAAUGUCGUGAGAAAGAUAGAGUAGCUUAUUUUUGCAUCCGUACAGCGAUUUUCUUGAAACAUUUUUAUUUACUCUGUGGUGUAUUCAUAAUUCACCGCAGAUCUGUAAUUGAAGUUCGAGAUGGAUUGACAUUUCUUGACCUGAUUGUCGUACAAAUUGAGGUAUAAGAUUUCUCAUUUCAAUGUAAUUUCUGAGACUGCGUACAGUGUAACUGAUAUUUGUCUGCAUUGAGUAGUCUCUAAAUGCCAAAUACGGAUGCAAUGUUCCACUUGUUCUGAUGAACUCAUUCAAUACACACGAUGAUACACUGAAGGUGAGUCCCUUUUUCCUUGACUUCGAGGUAGAAGCCAUAGGAAAGAGAAGUCUGCAUUCUUGCUUCAAUUUUAACAUUCUGGUAUAUUAUUCGUGAAGAUUGUGGAGAAAUAUUCGAAUUCAAAUAUUGCGAUACAUACUUUUAAUCAGGCAAGUGUAUUCUGCUUUUUAUGUGAUUAUUACCUGUGCUUUAAGUUUUACCAUAGUUCUUAUGGUGUUCAAUCCAAAAAUUCAGAGCCAAUACCCUCGUUUGGUUGUUGAAGAUUUUGUUCCACUACCAAGCAAAGUUCAGAUAGGGAAAGAUGGCUGGUAGGUAUCUUAUGUCACAUGCUUGUUAGCUUCUGUUCUCUACAAUACCAGAGUCCUCAUCAAAACCUAAAUGGUGCUUUACUUAUGUGUGCACUCUUCAAUUCUGUAGGUAUCCUCCUGGCCAUGGUGACGUGUUUCCUUCCUUGGCAAACAGUGGCAAGCUUGAUUUCUUCCUAUCACAGGUUUGCAUUGUAAAGUUGGUUUUAUCAUACUGUCUAUAAGUUUUUGUUAUUUUUAGUCUACAUCUUAAUUCGUAUUUUCUUCCAGGGCAAAGAGUAUGUCUUUGUUGCCAACUCCGACAACUUGGGUGCGAUUGUCGAUAUAAGUAUCCUAUAGUCGACCCGUUUGUUUUUCUUCUUGCCUUCAUCAAUGCUACAACCGUGCGAGUCUCAAUUUAAUCAACAUAGAUUCUCCUUGACUAACGUGAAUAGAGAUAUUGAGUCACUUAAUCCACAACCAAAAUGAGUACUGCAUGGAGGUUCAAAUGCUGCCGCUGAUUAAAUAAAUGUAACCAUGAUGGAUCCAUAGUGAUAUUGAUUUUCUGAACAUACUUUCUCUCAGGUUACACCUAAAACCUUGGCAGAUGUUAAAGGUGGUACCCUGAUUUCAUAUGAAGGGAGGGUUCAGGUAUGUGGUGGGGAGUUAUUGUUAAUUUGUAUGCAUACUAGAUUUCUCAAGAUGUUGGAUGUUGACAUCAUUGCCCUUAAAAAAGAAACAAAUAAAGAAACACAGAAGAAACAAUCUCCAGUUCUGUUGGUGCCAUUUCGAGUAUCGUUAUUGUUAGGUUGUUAUUGUUUGCUCAGGUGAAACUACCACCAGUUUGAUUCCUUAUCUUGCAAUCUAAUGAUUGAAUAAAUAUUGAUUGAUUUAAGUUGGCGAGAUGAUUCGUGUGCAGAUUGUUUAUUUCCUCCUCGUCGUAAUGUGUAAUUUGUAUUCAUUUAUUAAGCUCUUGCUCAGCGAUCAGUGACUUUGCUCUUGCUACAAUGAAAUGCAGCUCCUAGAAAUCGCCCAGGUUCCUGACGAGCACGUAAGUAAUGCUGGCCUCCAUCUUCCUAUUGUACCGAUAACUAGGUGACAGCGAUGAAUUGAACUCCACAGCUUUUGAACUGCUGCCGUCCCGUUUUUCUUAAUUUCUCUCUCCAGGUGAAUGAAUUCAAGUCGAUCGAAAAAUUCAAGAUCUUCAACACCAACAACCUGUACGAUCCUUUCCUUAGCCUCGAUAUCUGACCUCAUCGCGUUCAAAGUUCUUACGGAAGAUAUUUCCGCAGAUGGAUCAACCUGAAGGCCAUAAAGCGUCUCGUUGAGGGUGAUGCACUGAAGAUGGAGAUCAUUCCCAACCCAAAGGUCCGCGUCACUCUUUGCUCCUCAGCGUACACACCCCAUCGUUUCCCCCUCUCCCCAUCAAGUAACCCAAACUCCGACUUUGCAGGAGGUAGAUGGUGUUAAAAUCCUCCAGCUGGAAACAGCAGCCGGGGCAGCGAUCCGCGUAAGCUCGAAUAUCAACAUUUAUGUUUCUCCAUAAAUCUCCCCCGCCCUGUUUUUUUACCGCAAGCGUUCUCUUUUCUUUCCUGAUAGUUCUUCGAUAAUGCUAUCGGGGUCAACGUCCCUCGAUCCCGGUUCCUCCCCGUAAAGGCCACGUCAGACUUGCUUCUCGUCCAGGUCAGCGGAACGGGUCUCACCACUCUUUCUCCUCAGAUAUGUAACCCCAUCUCUCGUCUUCUCUUAACUGCAUCCCACCGCGCUGCAGUCGGACCUCUACACGUUGGCCGACGGCUUUCUGGUCCGGAACAAAGCUAGGACCAACCCCGCCAACCCUGCCAUCGACUUGGGUCCGGAAUUCAAGAAGGUGGACUUCCCUCGUCCGACUGAUUCCUUUUGGUCUUCUCUUGUUUCAUCUCUCUGUAAUCGUGUGAUUUCCCUUGCAGGUUUCCAGCUUCCUCUCCCGGUUUAAGUCCAUUCCCAGCAUCAUUGACCUCGACAGCUUGAAGGUCGUCGGCGAUGUCUCCUUCGGGGCCAAUGUAGUCCUCGAGGUACUGAGUUUACCCCUUCAACAGUCAAGCCACCAGCUUGAAGGUACUCGAAACAUCAUCCCACCCUCUCCCCCUCUCGGCAGGGCAAAGUGGUCGUCACUGCUGAUCCCGGAGAGAAGCUGCUGAUCCCCGACGGGGCCACCCUGGAGGGCUAG